This is a messenger RNA of Heterostelium album PN500, 1242 nucleotides long. It is a transcript of the gene osbA, whose product is annotated as OSBP family protein. Gene Ontology annotation, molecular function: sterol binding. Bases 1 to 1242 code for a protein of 413 amino acids. The record is from RefSeq and is a predicted model, not a curated record. The transcript is spliced from 2 exons. NCBI's taxonomy places the organism in Eukaryota, Evosea, Eumycetozoa, Acytosteliales, Acytosteliaceae. Gene Ontology annotation, cellular component: intracellular membrane-bounded organelle; membrane; cytosol.
AUGGGGAAAAAAAGUAAAAAAGUUGAAGUCGAGGAUGUCGGAGAGGAUAUACCAGAGGAAUUGAAAAAAGAAUUGACAACACCAAAGACCGAGAAUGCUUUGAAUAUAGAUGAGAUUGAUGACCAAAUGGAAAAUCAAUCCAGAUUUACAGUGUUGACCAGUGUCAUCAAAAAAAUUGGUUUUGGAGCUGACCUUACCUCUAUGACAGUACCAGGUGCUUUCAUCCUACCUAAAUCAGCUCUAAGUUAUUUCGCCGAAUAUUAUUCAUCUUAUUUCGAUAUCCUUUUAAAGGCAAAUGAAAUAGAAGAUAAACAAGAAAGAUUCAUUCAAGUUGUAAAAUAUUUAUUUACAGCAUGUCGGUUACCUGAAGACAAUAUGCGUAAACCAUUAAAUCCAGUGCUUUCAGAGACUUACGAAGGUGACAUCAUUUUUGAACAUGAACAACAGUCGGACAAUAACAACAAGACGAGUGGAGAGGAUGAUAUUGACGAUGACUCACCAGACAGCAAAGGAGCAAGUAACUCUUGUACGUUCUUCUGUGAGCAGAUUUCCCAUCACCCACCCAUCUCUUGUUCCACUGUCUACAACAAGGAGGCUGGAAUCUAUGUUAGCUACCACGACCAAGUUAAAUCAACCUUCAUGGGUACAUACGCCAAGCUGUCCUUCGAAGGAACCGUUCGAAUUCGUUUCGAUAAGUACAACGAAGUCUACACUGGUACCUGUCCGAGCAUGGCUGUUCGAAUCUUUAGAAGUUUCAGUGAGUACGUUGGAAAGUCAAAGCUUACAGUAAACACCUCAUCACUCAAAUGCAAAUCAGUAUUCCAUCCAAAGCCAUUGCUGUAUGGAUCAUACAAUACAUUUGAUACAACCAUAUACAAUGGAAAAGACAAAAUCUUCAAGAUCAAAGGACAAUGGGAUGAGAUUGCCAAGAUCUCAGAAUACAAGAAGGACGACUACAAGAUACUCUGGGACAGACGAACCAUGAAACAAGGUGCAAUGAGAGGUCCAGAGGUACUCCUUCCAACCGACUCUAGCAUCGUAUGGAAAGGUGUGUUCGAGGCAGACAAGUUGGACAGUGGAACAUCUGCCAAGACAAUCACCAAAGAGAAGACCAAAGUAGAGGAAGCACAACGUAAGAUUACCGCAGAAAGAAAACAAAAAGGUGAAGUUUGGAAACCAGUUUAUUUCGAACAAGAUAAAAAUGGAUUUUAUUUCUUAAAGAAUUAUAAAUCACAAAACUAA